GCGGAGAACCAAACGGACCAAAACAAAUAUGCCUGUCAAAACAGCCGUGCACCUUCGUCUCAUCUUCCAAUCUCACUAUCAAACUCUCAUAGUAAAAUCGCCAUUAUCAAUGUUACAUACAUAUAUAUAUGUAGUGUGUGUGUCACCUGCUCUUGAUCUCUCUAUCUUUGUAAUUUCCACGGGCUAUAACCCUCUUGUCUCCUCAUCAUCAUGUCUCUAACCAAUGAAGCUUUAUUAUCUACACUUGACCCUCCUCCAUUUGAUCCAUUACAGCCCUCUAUUCCCAUCUCCUACCCCUUGAAAACCAUCCAAGAACUCGAGUCUCGAGCUUACUUCAAGUCUUUUCACUACCCUUUUAACAAGUCCUCUGUUCCUCUUAAAAGCUCUGUUUUAGAUGACAGGCCUAGGAUUCUUGUUUGCCAUGAUAUGCAAGGAGGUUAUGUGGAUGAUAAGUGGGUUCAAGGAGGGAAGAACGAGAGUGCUUAUGCAAUUUGGCAUUGGUAUUUGAUUGAUAUUUUUGUGUACUUUUCUCAUAAUUUGGUCACCUUGCCUCCUCCUUGUUGGACUAACACAGCUCAUAGACAUGGGGUUAAGGUGUUAGGGACUUUCAUCACAGAAGGGUCUGAUGGGAUAGAGACUUGCAAUAAAUUGCUUGCAACUAAAGAGUCUGCUCAAAUGUAUGCUGAGAGGUUGGCAGAACUUGCUGCUGAUUUGGGCUUUGAUGGAUGGCUGAUGAAUAUAGAGGUUAGCUUAGACCCGUCACAGAUUCCUAAUUUGAAAGAAUUUAUCAGCCAUCUAACCCAGACCAUGCACUCCUCAGUGCCUGGAUCUUUGGUAAUAUGGUAUGAUAGUGUCACAAUCACAGGAGAACUUUCAUAUCAAAAUCAGCUGAAUGAAAGGAAUAAACCUUUCUUUGAUAUCUGUGAUGGGAUAUUUGCAAACUAUUGGUGGCAGGAAGACUAUCCAAAACUCUCAGCAGCCGUUGCUGGUGAUAGAAAAUACGAUGUUUACAUGGGAAUAGACGUAUUUGGAAGGGGUACUUAUGGUGGUGGAGAAUGGAAUACGAACGUUGCGCUUGACGUGUGUAAGAAAGAUGAUGUAUCAGCUGUAUUAUUUGCCCCUGGAUGGGUCUAUGAGACGAAGCAACCACCUGAUUUUCAAACUGCUCAAAAUAAAUGGUGGGGCCUUGUCGAAAAAUCAUGGGGAGUAGUAAAAUUUUAUCCUAAUUCAUUACCCUUCUACUCAAACUUUGAUCAGGGCCAUGGCUAUCAUAUUUCUGUUGAAGGAGGGCAAGUCUCAAAUGCUCCUUGGAAUAAUAUAUCUUCCCAAGGCUUUCAGCCUUUUCUUGAAUAUAAAGACAAUCCAACUCCAGAUUCCAUUCAGGUUCUUGUCGAUUUUAAGGAAGCGUCUUAUAGCGGAGGUGUAAACAUCACAUUUAAAGGAACUUUGAAAGACCACAAUGAUUUUACAGCAAGACUGUUUCAGGGAAAGCUGCUUCUAGGUGAAUUGCCUCUCCACAUGACAUAUUCUGUACAAUCAGAUGGAGGCUCUCUGCUUGGCCUAUCUCUUCAGUUCUCUUCCACCCUGAAUGAAAGAAUAUCAGUUCUUAUUGCACCUUGGGAAACUAAUCAAUUAUCAAACAAGUUCAGCCAAGUGAUUGUACCAAAUAGGGUUAACAAGCAAGAAUUGGCUCCAGGAUGGGUCAUACAAGAGAGUAGCAUUGAAAUGAAUGGAUACACUUUGACAGAAAUUCAUGCUGUAUGUUACAGGCCAAAGCCUGAAAUUGGCAAGCUAAGCUUAGAACACAAAUCAGAUGGACAUAAUGAUAAAUUAGCUCAGGGUCCAUCAGAGUAUUUUGCAGUGCUUGGUCACAUCACAAUCAAGACUUCUAAAGAUAACCCAGUUUUUCCUCCAUCAAGUUCAUGGCUUGUUGAGGGUCAGUAUAUCAAGUGGAGUUCAGGUUCUCAGGGUUCCAAGAGCCUUAGUGUUAAAAUCGCUUGGAAGUUGAAGGAUGGAAGUAAUUUUCAAUCUUCCAAGUACAAUAUUUAUGUCGAGAAGCUAGCAAAAACUACCGUAGGAAAUUCAGGUGGAAGAGUUGAAGGGAUUCAGGAGUAUAUUGGGGUAGCAUAUGUUGAAGCUUUCUACGUUUAUGAUCUUUCCAUUCCUUCAACCACUACUACUCUCAAGUUCAUUAUUCAAGUGUGUGGAGUAGAUGGUGCUAGCCAGAAACUGGAUGAUUCUCCCUACUAUCAAUUGGAUGUUGAAGCAUCUAAUCAUGUCACUAUUCCUAUUCGUAAUUAUGGUGAGAUGACCUCAUCAAGGACGUCUUGGACUAAUGCAAAUCCAGGGAGAAGAUUAUUUAUCAGGCUCAAGGAUUAUGGGACACCUAGAUUAUUGGGGGACUUAAUGGGGUAUGAUCGUCCUCUUCAAGAACGUGCAAGAUAUGUGUUUGUUGAUAUGCUACGAAGAUUUGGCAAAAUGGAUACACAACUCCAUACCAUUGAAAGAAGGUUGCUGUUGAUGUCUUUAGUAGUAUUGAGCAUGAUUUUAUGGGUUUUGAAUCACAACGGUAUGAAAACGUACUGGUAAGGUAUUAUGCUCAUAAACAGUACACACUAGAACUGGAUUAUGUGAAAUUGUAAACUCUGGAUCACUGUUAAUAUGUUCCUCUUGCAUAAAGAGUUCCUGUUUAUGUGAAA
Messenger RNA from Hevea brasiliensis (rubber tree), 2699 nucleotides. RefSeq names its product cytosolic endo-beta-N-acetylglucosaminidase 1. Bases 211 to 2589 code for a protein of 792 amino acids. Lineage: Eukaryota; Viridiplantae; Streptophyta; Magnoliopsida; Malpighiales; Euphorbiaceae. The transcript has 13 exons. Gene Ontology annotation, cellular component: cytoplasm. Gene Ontology annotation, biological process: protein deglycosylation. Gene Ontology annotation, molecular function: mannosyl-glycoprotein endo-beta-N-acetylglucosaminidase activity. The record is from RefSeq and is a predicted model, not a curated record.